Panicum virgatum (switchgrass) is the source of this 2023-nucleotide messenger RNA. RefSeq names its product glycosyltransferase BC10-like. Gene Ontology annotation, cellular component: membrane. The coding region runs from base 360 to 1592 and encodes 410 amino acids. The record is from RefSeq and is a predicted model, not a curated record. Lineage: Eukaryota; Viridiplantae; Streptophyta; Magnoliopsida; Poales; Poaceae. Gene Ontology annotation, molecular function: glycosyltransferase activity. The transcript has 2 exons.
GGCAACCUUUCCCCUCCCCCUUCCCCUUCCCACCUCCUCCUCCUCCUCUUCCUCGUCGGCGACCUCAUCGACAAAUCUCGCUCGCUCCCGGCCGCGGAGGGGGGCUCCCCGCCCGAUCCACCCCAUAAAUACCCUCGCGCGCCCUCCGCCCCGCGUCUCCACCACUCGACGGCGACCUCGCCCUCCCUCCACGCGCUCCCCUCCUUCGCCGCUAAGCGUCCUCUCCCCGCACCUUCCGCGUGCCGACCUGCGCGCGCGGCUCCCCGGCGCACCCUCCACCGCGCCGGGGGGACAGCCAGCGGCACUCGCCCCACCCGAUCUCAUCUCUCCCGCGGGUGCCGGAGCUCGGGUCAUCCGAGAUGUGGGGCGGCGACUCCAAGCAGACGCUCAAGUCCCGGGGCGCCGGCGCCGGCGCGGCCGGGGCCCCCGCCAUGGGGGACGAGGAGUCCGACUACUUCCCGCCCACCCCGCGCAAGGACUGGUCCACGGGCCUGCUCAAGCUCGUCACCGCCACCGUCAUCUUCAUGGGCGGCGUCGUCCUGGGCCUCUCCGUCAGCGGCAGCGUCGCGCGCUACUACUACAACUCCUCCCACGCCGAGCUCUUCUUCCCGGCCACCACCUUCGGCUGCGACCCGCGGGACCGCGACUGCGGGAUGGGCCUCGCCUUCAAGGCCUUCGUCCACCCGCCGCGCCUCGCGCACUCCAUGACCGACGACGAGCUCUUCUGGCGGGCGUCGCUCGUCCCCAAGGCCGACGACUUCCCCUUCCAGCGGGUGCCCAAGGUCGCCUUCCUCUUCAUGACGCGCGGCCCAAUCCCCUUCGCGCCGCUCUGGGACAAGUUCUUCCGGGGCCACCAGGGGCUCUACUCCGUCUACGUCCACACCGUGCCGGACUACAAGCUCAACGUCUCCAAGAACUCGGCCUUCUACGGCAGGCAGAUCCCCAGCGAGGAGGUGUUCUGGGGAUCAAUAACUCUUGUGGAUGCUGAGAAGCGCCUGCUGGCCAAUGCUUUGUUGGAUUUCUCAAAUGAGCGGUUUGUGCUGCUCUCGGAGAGCUGCAUUCCUGUAUUCAACUUCCCCACCGUCUAUGAGUACCUCAUCAACUCGGCGCACAGUUUUGUUGAGUCCUACAACAUUGACACCCCUCAGUGUGCUGGCCGGUACAACCGCCGCAUGGCACCUCACAUCAUGGCAGAUCAAUGGAGAAAAGGGUCAGAGUGGUUUGAGCUUAACCGUGAACUGGCUGUCCAGAUAGUAGCAGACUACAAGUACUACUCAAUCUUCAGAAAGCACUGCAGGCCAUCCUGCUACCCAGAUGAGCAUUACAUACCAACUUAUCUUCAUUUGUUCCAUGGGCCCCUCAACGCAAACAGGACCAUCACAUGGGUUGAUUGGUCAAGAGGAGGCCCGCAUCCAGCAAGGUAUGGUGCUGCAGACAUCACAGAAGAGUUCAUCCAGGCCAUCAGGAAUAAUGGCACACAAUGCUUCUACAACUCAAAGCCCACCUCUGUCUGCUACCUCUUUGCGAGGAAGUUUGCUCCAAAUGCUUUGGGUCGGUUGAUGAACCUCACCUCGACUGUGUUGGACUUUUGAGUUGUUUUUGCCAUGCGCCGUCCUCGCCGUCUUCAGCAUUAUUCUAUUGAGGGAGGUAUCUAAUGAUGUGCAUGCCGGUCAGGAACUAGAGCUCCUUUACACUACUACAUUGGAGUUGGCGACAUGUGUCUCACUAUAGAUGGAUGGUCAGAGAUGGUUUUUGAUGGACGAUGGGUCUCUCGCGGAUAAUGCUGUGUGUGACAGUGAAAAUUGCUUCACUUGUCCAGGUUAUCCUGAAGCUGAGUCCCGAGAUAUGGACAAAUGGCAUUGCCAACGGAGAGGACAUUUCUUUCACCACCCAUUCUUUUUAAUAUAUCAUAGUCAUAUGAUAGAGGAUCGUUUUUCUUUUCUUCCUCCCCCUAUCUACUGUAAUGACUUGGUCAGAUACUAAUUUCUGUGAAUAUAACUUAUCAAUCAUUGCUUCACUUCAA